GACGAAAUGAAGUCGUGCAUGAACGCUCCCCUGAUGUCGUCACAGAACGCUCUUGUAACAGUUCGACGACGUCGGAAUACAAUACACGCACUUUGUUUUGUUGAAAAAAAACUUCAUUUUGUGCAAAUAUUCUGCGAAAAAUAUGGAAAACGUUGCACAAAUAGGACUUCCAACUAUGCCAGCCAUGGUGCCUGAACAGAGUCAACCUUUGCCACUGGCUUCAAAUUAUCGCCUUGUAAAUGGAAAAGCCUGUAAGAUACCACGCCCAAUGAAUGCAUUUAUGUUGUAUGCUGUUGACCACAGAAAGAUUCUCUCGAAACAAUACCCUAAGGAACACAAUAAAGAAAUCAGUAUGAGACUUGGUAAUAUGUGGCGUGAACUCCCAGAAAAUGCAAAGAAGAGAUACUUUGAUUUGGCUAAACAAGCAGAGCUACAACACCGUAUGAGAUAUCCCAACUACUCUUACAACCCUAAACCAACCAAAAAGAAACGUUCUCUGGAAGGCAGAAGAGAUGAUAUUCUGAUGCUUGGUCCUAAUCCUAAUCAAAAAGAUCUAAGUGAAUUGCAAAAGAGUGAUGGUGUCCUAAGUUCCCUACUAAAAUAUGACUCCCAAAGACAGCCCCUUGUGUCUACUCAGGCCAGUGUCAUGCACAACACCAGCGGAGGGAAGAUGAUUCCUAUGCAAAAUGCAAAUGUACAGGCCAAUGGUCAAUAUAUGCUGCGAUACCCAGCUCCAAUGGCUGUACCCCAGGGAAUGAUGCCACGUCCCCAAGGUAGGAUGCCACAUCCCCUAAUGAUGUUCCGAGGUCCUGCUCCCCAAGGCAUGGUUGCUGUUCGAGGUUCCAAUCUACCCGAUGGAAGAAAUAUCAAUCAGGCCUGUGGUUCUUUGCUUGAAGGCAGCCCUCCUAGACAGGCAGACUUAGGAAUACAGAUGCCCAAUCAGCCUGGUAGUCAUUUCCAGUCACUAAAGCAUCAAGGCAGUCACUUCCAGCCUGUCCAACCUCAACCAAGAUCUCCAGGGAGUAGAUAUGCCCCUUAUCCUCCCCCUAGAUUUGUCUACAUGCCCUGUAAUAUGGCAUAUGCUUCCAAGCUUGGUUGGCCACAAGAUGGUAUGCAGCACCCUUCCUUCCCUGCUCAACAGGUGCAACACUUUGACAACAACAUGAAUCCUCAGAACAGCUUUGAUAACUAUGGAGGUUACUUCCAAAUGACUGAUCAGAUGUUUGGUAACCUGGAACAGCCAGCUGAUGUGAACAACACCACAGAGAGCUUAUCAGAGGAUGAUGAUGAGUCCAACGAGGCCCUAGGUGAGGAACGUAGCUACACUGACCUGUCUAAUGCCAGCCAAGAUAUUGUUUAUGUCCAAGAUAGUAACAACAACAACGCUGCAGUGGCCCAGGAGGACAAAGUGGAGACAGCCCAGGCUACUCAGGCUCUACUUGAUCUUGUCUCUAAUGAUACUACCGCAGACCCAAGACCUUCUGAGACUGUCAUAAAAUGGGACCGUGCCACUGAUAAAUACAUUGUAAGCGAGAAGCACCCAGAAAUCAUGAUCACUUCUUCUUCAUUCUUGAGCAAUACACUGAACCAAGACAAUAACUCCAUGGACUCACUGGGCAAUUUUAUGGUAACUGAGAAACAAUCUGAUGUCAUGAUACCAUCGCCUUCCUUUUUGAACAACGCAGUAGCUAUAGAUAAUUAUCCGCAAGAUGUGAAUGCUGCUCCAAAUGUAGAGUCAUUGUUUGAUGGUACGGAUGAUUCAGAACCAUUUGUGCCUCAGAAUUGUCAAGUACAGAGUUCACCAAGUAACACAGGUUCAUCAAUGGACCAGGCUAGUAUUGUAAAACGUGAGAAAAUCUGAAUUAGAAAAAUACCAUUUAAGCUAUCUGUGCCAGUCUGCCAUUGUCUGUGUGUAACAUUUCAAACUAAUAGAAUGGCAUCAUUCAAAUAAAAGUCGGAGAAAAUUGAUAUUGAAAUGAAACAUGAGAAUAUGUACCUAAGUGUUUAGUUAGGUUGAAUGCUUGCCUAGUCACAUGAUUAUCAUAGUCAUAUUAUUUUAUAUUUAUAUAAAGUGCACUGCUUCAAAAUUUUGUUCUUAAUUUUAGACACAAGUAAUACAAUAUUGUGACCAAAAGGUCAUUUUAGAUAAAUUGAUGCCAAAAUACGUUUUGGUCAAAAUGUAUUGAUGUAAGCCCACAAAUGCAAUUAAUAUUACACUUGAUUUCAUGCAUGUAAUGUAGACUAACUUAUUUUUGCAAAAAGUUAAUUUUAUGAAAAUUUGCAAUGGACAUGUCCCGGGCCUGGUUUAAAGUAGCUAUAGAUAUGCUAUAUGUUAUUUAUAUUUAUUUGGGAUUGCAUUAUUGUUAGAUUAUUUCAUAAACUUAAUCUAAAAAUGAUUUGAUGUUCGCAAUAUUGUUGUUAAUAUUAGACAAAUCACAAUAUAAAUACUAAUUUACAUUCAGUUUAAAUGACAAGAAAUGUAGCAUGUCACUUAUCCUGAUUUCAUAUUCCACUUUUGCUGUUUUAAUUUUGGGAAAAUGCUCAGUUUAGGCUAAGUUAAUUUUUAAAAAAAGUUCAUAAUCUCAAUGAAUUGAAUUGGAGGUGAUUUCUAGAAUGGUGCACUGAGCAAUUGUGGGAUCCAUAGCUAACUACAGAUCAUUUUCAUUUACUGACUGGAGAUAUUCAGUUAAAUCAAUAGGGUGACCAUGAAAAUGCAACCCAUUGUUCUUGGAAUAACUUUGUCAAAAAUAGUGGCAUGCUUUCGUCUUUUAUCAGUUUAUUGUGUAGAUCAGUAGAUAAAGUGCUCAAUGUAAACAGUGUUGUACAUGUACUCAUAUGGCAUUGUAUGGCAUCAAGUAUUUAGGUUCUUUCUUUGCCAUUAUUUGCCUAAUGAGAAAUUCAUUUAUGGAUUGCUUUCCUUCACGUUGUCCUUAUUUAAAAGUAUCCUCAAAUAAUAUGUACAAAGAAAACACAGCACAGAUUCACUGCAAAUAUGUAAACAAACAAUUUUAUCCACUGACUGUUGGUAAAUUUAAACCAUCAUUGAUGAGUUCUUGUGUUCAUUUUAAAACAAUUGUAACUUAAGAUUUUAACCUAAAUGGAAGUUACUUUGUGCCUUUCCACAAUGUGAAUUAUGGGUUACUUUUUUUGAGUCACCCUGUCAUUUGCCAAACCUUACUAUUAUUAUACUUGUACUAUUUUUAUGUAUCAUGUUUAGAUAACUAAUAUAUAAUAAUAAUAUAUAAAUAAAUUAAUAUAAUAUUGAAAUAUAUAUAAA
This is a messenger RNA of Owenia fusiformis, 3277 nucleotides long. Lineage: Eukaryota; Metazoa; Annelida; Polychaeta; Sabellida; Oweniidae. The record is from the annotation of a GenBank genome assembly.